Molecule: messenger RNA, 684 nt
Organism: Pongo pygmaeus (Bornean orangutan)
Lineage: Eukaryota; Metazoa; Chordata; Mammalia; Primates; Hominidae
Product: ubiquitin-like FUBI-ribosomal protein eS30 fusion protein
Exons: 4
Coding region: 1-684 (227 amino acids)
Biological process (GO): translation
Cellular component (GO): cytosolic small ribosomal subunit; ribosome
Molecular function (GO): protein binding; structural constituent of ribosome
Source: RefSeq, a predicted model, not a curated record
AUGCAGCUCUUUGUCCACGCCCAGGAGCUACACACCCUUGAGGUGACUGGCCAGGAGGCAGCUGCCCAAAUCAAGGCACAUGUAGCCUCACUGAAGGGCACUGCCUGGGAAGAUCAACCUGUGCUCCUGGCAGGCACACCCCUAGAGGAUGAGACUACCCUGGGCAAGUACAGGGUGGAGGCCCUGAUUACCCUGGAAGUAGCCGACCACAUGCUUAGAGGGAAAGUCCAUGUUUCUCUGGCCCAUUCUGGGAAAGUGAGAGGUCAGAUUCUCAAGAAAAAGAAAAAGAAGAAGAAGAAAAAGAUGACAGGCAGGGUUAAGUGGUGGAUUCAGUACAACCAGCGCUUUGUCAAUGUUGUGCCCACCUUUGGCAAGAAGAAGGUCCCCAAUCCAACUCUUAAGUCCUUUUAUGAAGGAAGAUAUAUGGUUGAAGGAAAUGAACGAAUAAAUGGGAUAUCCUCUCAGGAGUACUGGGUUCAGGUUGCACCCACAGGCAGCAAGUCCCACCCUCCAGUGCCUGGGACCCAGGAGAAGAGAGGCCAUGAGGUUUUUGAAGGAAAUAACGUGGGAAAACAAGAAGGUGGACAGGAAAACAGGUUCCUGAAAAACAGGUCCCUGAAAACAAGAAGGUGGACAGGAAAACAAGUUCCUGGUCAUGAUAGGACACAAAAGCAUGCCAAUUAA